Messenger RNA from Cicer arietinum (chickpea), 2059 nucleotides. Its product is annotated as aluminum-activated malate transporter 8. Lineage: Eukaryota; Viridiplantae; Streptophyta; Magnoliopsida; Fabales; Fabaceae. Gene Ontology annotation, biological process: malate transport. The record is from RefSeq and is a predicted model, not a curated record.
AAAUAUGGCUGCACAAAACAACUGUAAGAUUAUGCUCCUAUAAAUACAAGUCUUCAAAGUCAUUUCUACCUCAAAUCUUUCAACUUUAUUAUUUGCAACACACUUCAUAAUAAUUUGUUGCAUCUGAAACUUAUCCAUCUAUUCAUUUGAGACAUCGUUGUAUCCAAUCUAUAUCUUGUGAUGGAUAUUGAAUCAACAAACCAAGUAAACAAGGUGGGAGUUUUAUCUCGUUUUGGUGGCUUCCUCAAGGCUUUGCCUAGGAAUUUGAAGUCCAAAUUUAUCAAUGUAACAAAUAAUGUAAAGAAGAUUGGACAAGAUGACCCUAGAAGAGUAAUUCAUUCAUUGAAAGUAGGAGUUGCUCUCACAAUUGUGUCAUUGUUUUAUUAUUCAAGGCCUCUUUAUAAUGGCUUUGGAGUUGCUGGAAUGUGGGCAGUUCUUACUGUCGUAGUAGUAUUUGAAUUCACCGUAGGUGCAACCCUUAGCAAAAGUUUAAAUAGAGGGUGUGCUACAUUAUUAGCCGGUGCUUUAGGGGUUGGAGGGCAUCACUUAGCCACUGCUGUUGGAGAAAGAGGAGAAGCUAUUGUCCUUGGGAUCCUUGUCUUCAUUCUAGCUGCAGUGUCAACAUUUAUAAGAUUUUUUCCAAAGAUCAAGGCAAGAUAUGACUAUGGAGUGGUGAUAUUUAUACUAACAUUCUGUUUGGUUACUGUUUCGGGGUACAGAGUGGAAGAACUUUUUGAUCUUGCACAUCAGAGACUGUCAACAAUUAUAAUAGGAGCAGCAACUUGCAUGCUCAUUUCCAUAUUUGUUUGUCCUGUUUGGGCAGGUCAAGAACUCCAUAACUUGGUUGCUUCCAACAUUCAAAAACUAGCAAAUUACCUUGAAGGAUUUGAAGGUAAAUAUUUUCACUCAUUAGAGGACAAAGAAGAAUCUAAGUCACUUCUUGAAGGAUAUAAAAAUGUUCUCAAUUCGAAAGCAAGUGAAGAAUCUAUGGCAAAUUUUGCAAGGUGGGAACCAGGACAUGGUGGUUUUAGCCUUAGACAUCCUUGGAAGCAAUACUUGAAAAUUGGAACACUUGCCCGUGAAUGUGCUUACAAGAUUGAAACUCUCAACACUUACCUUAACCCUAAAAUCCAAGCUUCAUUGGAAUUCAAGUGCAAAAUUCAAGAACCAUGCACAAAGAUGAGUUCAGAAUCACACAAAGCAUUAAAGGCAAUAUCAACAUCAAUGAAAAAAAUGACACAACCAUCAACAGCUAAAAUCCACAUAGAAAAUUCAAAAUAUGCAAUUGAAGAACUCAAAGUUGCACUUGAAGUCAUUUCCUUAGAGGAUGUAGAACUCUUAACUAUAAUCCCAGUUGCCACAGUUGCUGCAAUCCUUGAAGAAAUCACUAUCUCAGUGGAAAAAAUUUAUGAAUCUGUUUCUGAACUUUCUCAUUUAGCACAUUUCAAGAGUGUAGAACCUAAUGUUUCACCAGAAAAACCACCCUUGCUUCAUAGAGGAAUCAUAAAACCUGUUGUUGACAUUGAUAACUCCUCACAUGUCGAAAUCACCAUUCAAGAUAUAUGUACAGACUCACCCGAAAAAGCUACAAAAGAAACUGGCGAAAUCCUUCGAACGAUGUAAAUAGUUUGUCACAAAAUUGGGUUUGCCUCGUGUGACUAUUUUCAUGCAUUUAUGCAAUCAGUGACUCUGAGUUGUUAGAUUAAGAUUGAACUUCUCUGAUGAUUUGACUAGUGAAUCAAUCUUAAAAACAAACUUGAAAUCAGAGUCGUUCAAUUUUCAUCUAAUAACUAUGAAUAUUUGUUGAUUGUGUAAAUGCAUAUGAAAAUUGUGAUCUUAUUGAACUUUUGUAUUACUAGGUUGAGUAAAUAGUCUCCGACCUCAUUUUACCCUUUGUAAAAUUAAGGUGAGAAGAUUUUUCAUAUUCUUACCUUAAUUUAAUUUAUUUCUUUACUUUUUGUUGUUGUGUGUUCUAUAGUGUAACAUGAGUUAUGCAACUUAUGAUAUUAGAAAGCUUUGUAGCUAUGGUAUGAGCAUAUUGGGUCCUUGUUCCUCGUUA